AUGGACAAGUACUCCACCGAGGCCAUCCUGGGCAGCCAUUCCUUCGACAAGCUCGACAGUAUCCUCCGAGUUGAGGGGCUCUCGAAUGGCAGCCACGCGGGGGAACGCAUUGUGGACGCCUCGAGAAUCUCAAGGGAGCAUCCCAAGCUGGCACGGCUGCUCAGCCAGACCUGGGGAGUGGCGCUCGAAGACCUUGCCAGUUUCUCAUAUCCUUACAAGUGAGCGUGUGGGAAUUGAAGGACGGCCCCAUGUUACGGUGCGCGUAUGCGUGUGCGCGUGUCUGUGUCUUCAUAGGUAUGAUCCGAAUGAAGACAGUGUUCUCGGCUACCUGCGGGGAGUUUCGAAAAUUCCAGACGCGACACACAUCGGCGUGACCCGGCCAGGCCACACAGAGCCGCGGGCCAACCCCAACAAGCGUGCCGAUGUCGAGACACUCCUCUCCAAGUAACUCCACACGAGAUAGAUUCAUCUUCUCUCCUGUCCGGUGCCGUGAGGAACGCUUCUUUUUUCUUCCUAUAUAAUGCAGCAUUGGUUCUGAUCUCACGGUCAAUUUCCCUCCCGUCCGCCCCUCAGUGGCCCGGCGGGCCAUCCCGACAAAGCUGGUCCGCAAUGUCGCCACCGCCGACUUCGACACCGACUUCGACGUCAGCCCGUCCACCAAGGCGUCCAGUCCCUCUCGCCGCUCCGUGCGAGCCAGCCAAUCGCGGCCAAACAAAUCCAGUGGGGGGCACGAUGGCGCCGAUCCUGAUGAAGACCAGGGCCAUGGUGGACCACCAGAAGAACCACAAGAGGAUGAAGAGAAUGACACGCUGGGGGAAACAGGGGGCUCGGGACACACGAGGCAGAAGGAGAAGAAAGUGGAGAAGGCGCCUCCACCACCGCCGGCGAGCAGCGUGAAUUUCAAGGGCUGCUGUCACGACUUCCCCGGAGUGUUAAACGAGUGUGCCCGCGAGGUCGAGGACUCGGAGCUGCCCUUCGUGCCGUUUUUAUCGGAGGAUAUCGCCAACACCAUCCGGACUGAGUGUCGGCUGCUGGGUGAGCUGAGGUGGAAGGGCAGUACCCAGCAGAUAGAGGCCAGGAAGCAGAACGCCAUCCACCCCAACCUCUUCAGCCGAUUUGUCAUCCUCAAGAAGCACCUGAUGUGGGCAGGCAGGCAAAGACAGAGGGGGGAGACAGACAGAGAUGCGUCCGUCCGUCCGUUGUGUGGUCUGGUCUGGUGCAGGACCAACUCUUGCGUCAGUCCGGUGUACUUUAUUCGGCUGGGCAGUGUGCACCCCGAGCGGCAAGUCAAGCUUGCGGUGGGCCAACACGUGUGCCUGCGGCUCUACGGGUCAUGGAAUCGAUGGGCACAGAGGCUCUACACCCCCAUCUACGCACAUGGGAGGUACGCAUGCAUUGCAUGGUUGAUCAGUAUCUAGAGACGCAGGCAGCGUCUGCAUGCUUUUCGCGCGUCACUUCUGAAUGAAUGGUCAGCACGAUCGAGCUGUUGGUCAAGAUUCAGCCUGAGGGCGAGGUCACUCCCCGAAUGGAGCUGCUCCAGCCGGGCGACUCCGUCCAACUCAGAGGUACGUGCAAUCAGUCCUCCCUGUGCGCCUCCAUAGCAUUUGCCGCGACUGUGAUUCAGGUCCGCUGGGUGUGGAUAUCUUGCCUCUCGUCCAUAGCGGCACCGACCCUGCGGCAUCGGCCAUCACGCCACGCCCCGACCGGCCACUCAGGGCACGGAGCCCAUUCAGACCGUGGAGACAAUUUGUCAUGGUGGGCAUGGCAUGCACGAGACAGCGUGGAACGGCUUGCAGAAAACGGUCUUUUGCCGUCUGUCUUGUGCAGGUGUGUGCGGGAACGGGCAUCACGCCAAUGGUGCAGCUGCUGCAGUAUGUUCUCAUCCACUGGAACCUCCCCAAGCGCGACCGCCCCUCGGUCAUCCGCCGUCUGCCACGGGAGGACCACCCCAGCGGCCUCGAGAAGGCCUUCGAGCGCAUGAUCCUGAGCGACCCGAUGCCGCGAGCAUGCCCUGUCAAGGAUGUCUCCCGUGAGGAUGGCGAGCUCCCCGUGUUCCACGAGCAGGCGAGCGGCGAGCAGUAUGACGAGUGCAUCGAGGACACCCCGAUGCAGUCGUGCUCCUGGGAUGCGGCCGAUUUGGGUUACCACACGUCGAUUGUGCUGUUGACGGUGAACGACACUGAGGAGGAUGUGAUACUGCGAAAGGAAUUCACCGCGCUGGAGCACCUCUAUCGGUAAGGAAAGAGGCCAAUCCCGCACCGCUAAGAAAGACACAGAGAGUCAUGCUCAUUGUCCUGCUGGUUGGCUGUCCAUUCUUGGUUCCUGCCUGCCUAUCUAUCUAUAGGACGCUGUGCGUGAGGCACUACGUGUCGUACGUCAAGAAGGAGGCCAAAGCGGCGCGGCCGUCGUCAAAGCCCCACACCCCCAUGCCCGAGGAGCGAGUGGAGGCGCGUAUGCAGCAGAUGAACGACUACCAGUACCAGCCACUGAGCAGCAAAGUCAUGGAGGAGACCGUUCAGCUGCUCACCGCCAGGUCCGGGCAGCCGGGCGUCACCGAUCCCAAUCUCGACAGGUGACUAAGAGAGCAGGAAGGAUUGCAUAAAACGGCUCGCAGAGGCCGUUUUGUUGUCUGCACAGGAUGUUUAUCUGCGGCCCCAAGAGUUUCCAGAACUACGCUCUGCAGGUGCUGGGCACUUGUGGGGCCACCGUCAACCCAGAGUGCGUGUGGAUGCUCUAGUCAAUGAAUGGUUGAUGCGAACAUUGCUAUGCCAGUGUUGCCAAACACAUGGCUGGCCCCCCGGGACAGCAUAGCCUUUGUUGUUGUUAGUCUCUCUCUCUGUCCGCGUCUUUUGCUUGUCACUUCACACAAGAAGAGACAGCUGUACACCCGGGCUGUCUCCUCGUUGCCCCAUCUGCCGGCAGUUUGGCGAGCCAAGCGAUUGUAUGGUGGUGUGGUGGCCACAGUCACUGCGGACUCUAGCACAUCGAUCUUUUGCCCAUACACAACACACAUACGCGACAAGCGAGUGUGACAGAGGGACGGCGGGGCUGUUUUUUUAUGCAUUCGUUGUGUCGCCCGCCUUUUUUGGCGGUCAUCUUUGCGAGUGACGCGUCGAAGCCGCGGCGACGGAAGGAUGGGCACGUUGUAUGGGCAGCCCAACCACUGUCUGCGUACUAGUGUGUGUG
Messenger RNA from Vitrella brassicaformis, 3186 nucleotides. Lineage: Eukaryota; Vitrellaceae. The record is from the annotation of a GenBank genome assembly.